AUGCCGGAUUGUCACAUCUGCGGAAAGGCAUACCGCCGCACCGAGCAUCGCAACCGCCACCUCGAAGUCACCCACGGAAAGAACGCCCGCACCUUUCCCUGCACCUACUCCGGAUGCGACAAGGUGUUUCAGCGCAACGACGUCAGGACCCGGCACGAAGCCCUUCACAAGAGUGGCAAGCCCAUACGCAAGUCGACCGUCCCUCGCGCCAGGUCCUCCGCCUCCGCCGCCGAACCCUCCGCCGUCGGCAGCGACGUCUCGCCACCAGCUAAGCGGCCCAUGAUGGACCACGACCUCGAAGACCUGCAGCGGCAGCGCGACCGGCCUCUACUGCCACGUCCCUCGCAGGAUCACGGCCCAGUCUAUGACCAGCGGCCGAUCUCGGCCGGCGACGAUCCGAACCAGCAGGCGUCAUUGUCCUCGCUAGCUCAUCACGCUGCGCAGCAGCACCAGCAGCAUCAGCAGCCCGAUCAUCACCAACAGCAAGACCACCAGCAGCCCGACCAUCAUCAACAGCAACAUCACCACCAGCCACCCUUUGCCCAUCAGCGACUCCCUUCGCACGCACACGCGCACCAGCCACCCUGGUCAUCGCCCUCGCCUUCGACGCUGUCGCCGCAUUCGGCCAUCCUCGCUUCCGACACCCGCCCGCCCCAGACACUCCACUACGGCCAACCCCACCACCGCGGCUACGAAGCGUCGAGCCCCCCGUUGCCAGCGGCAUUCCCCGACGCCCAUUUUCUCUUUAGCAACCUCCCGCCGCCGCAGCAAGAGAGCAGCGAUCUGGGGCUGCACGACGCAGGUAUCGAUUGGAGCGGUCUCGACUGGAUGUUUGAUGCGAUGCCCACGUCGACGUCCGACUCGGGCACCAACCCGCUCCUGAUCAGCCCCGCUUCGCAGCCGGCGACGGCCGCCUCGGUCGGACAGCACGGCCACUCCCAGGCCGCCGCCUCGUUGGGCGCUGCAGCCCUCGACCUUGGCAUGGGGCCACCCGAGCCUCGGACGGCGGUAACGGCGGCCUGGAACCUUCCUUUGCAGGGAGCUGCGCCGCAACAACCGGCCCAGCAGCCUGCCAACAACGACAGCUCGCCUUGCGUGGCCGCACCUCCGACGACGUACCAUGCUCGCUCUACCUUUGUGCCGUCUGCCCAAUAUCGGCCACAGGAUGGCCAGGAGGCGCAGGAACACCCGGGCCAUGCCUCGAUGCCUCCAGCGUCGUCCGUCGAGGGGCUCGCGCCGACUGCCCGACCCGGCUCUGCGGCCGAAGCCAGUGCCAACCACCCGCAUCGCGGGGUCGGUCAAGAUCUCGACCAUGCUGACGAGGCCGGCGAACCGACGUCGGUUGCCGGCUCGGCCCGCCUGCUUCCGCCCAAGAGCAAGCCGCGCUCGCAGAAGGUCAUGUCGAUCCACAACCUCGUCGAUGGCACCAGCGAGUGGCCGCACGACUACAACCCGGCCAGCAGUCGACCGACGACCGUCGAGCUGACCCAGUACCGCCUCAGCCUCGACAGCCGGGAGCGCAGCGCCUCGACCGCAUCGAGCGGCGUCCCUCUGAGCCUGGCCCCGCCGCCGCCACCACCGCCCGCACAGCGCGUCUUGAUCCGCAUGGUCGACGAGGAUGCCCCGUACCCAGCCCCCUCGCCAGCCGCAGACCCGUCUGCGCAGCCGGCGUCGUCCGGCGGUCCCUUUUUUGCGCGCCAGCACCCCGGCGUCGACCCGCUCGGCGACCAGGACGACCCGCCCACGGCCGCCAGACCCGACGACGACGACCCGUGCUACCGCGUGACGGACGCAGCCCGCGAGCAGCUCCUCGCGUUCAUCCGGCGGUCGUGCACCCACGCAUGGUCCCGCUUCCGCCUGGCCGGUCGUACAGAGGGCUUUCUCACGACCCAGGAGCUCGGCAAGCUCGUGCGCCUCUUUUUCCGACACUACAGCCCAGAGGUGCCGUUCAUCCACCAGGCGUCGUUCCGGCCGGAGGCGGUGCCGUCGGCGCUCCUCUUGAUGGUCGUCACCGUCGGGCUCGUCUACUUUCCGCGCACGUUGCGGACCUACGCCGAGGCGGAUCGGCUGCGCCUCACGAGCAACGCGGCGCACCUCUCGGUCGCGCUGGCCGAGCUCGCACGGAUCGGAGUCGUCAGCGCCGUCGAGAGCGACCAGCGCGGCUUCCUCCAGGUGUUUGUCUCGCAGUCGUGGCUGCUCCAGCAGACGUUUGGCCUCGGUGGCGGCGACAAGCGGCUCCACCAGCUCGCCGAGCGCAACCGCGGCGGCAUCAUCACCUUUGCGCGGCGCCUCGGCCUGUUGCGCGUGCGUCACGACGUCGGCGGGACGGACUCGCCCCAGCCGGCAGCGAACGCAGCCGCGGGGAGCCGGGCGGCCAGCCGGAAGGGCACGCCGCUGACCUCGCUCGAGCAAAAGUGGCAGGCCUGGAUCGACAUCGAGACCCGCCUGCGCCUCGGCUGGGCGAUCUACCUCUACGAUCAGCAGUACACCUCCCUGCUGGACGUGCCGCCGCUCCUCAUCUACUCGGAGAUUUCCAGCUCGCUCCCCUGCGACGAGCGCCUCUGGACCGCCAAGUCGGCGCAGGAAUGGCAGAACCUGCUGAACCCGCCCACCCGGCCGUCGUCGUCGUCGUCGCCGUCGCCGUUGGCGGUCAUUGCGUCGUCUCCGCCGUUCAUCCCCGUCCUGCGCAGCCUCCUCGGCACUGCGACGUCUGCGCCCGUGUCGCUCAACCGGUUCGGCGCCAUUGUCAUUGCGACGACGCUGUAUCGGCUCAUGUGGGACGGCAGCAAACAGUCGGUGCUGUUCGAUGACGGCGGACCGCUCGACGACGCCGCGCAGGUCCUUCGGGCACGAUCGAUGGAGGGACCGGCGCCGGCGCUCUCGUCUCCGAUGGGCAACAAGUGCGCCGAGGUCCUCGACCUGCUGUGCCGGGCCGUGCUUCCCGCGCCCGUGCUGGCGCCGGCAGCCAGCAGCAAGACGGCGACCCAUCCGCUGCUGCUCAACCUCGAGCUCGUCAAGGCGCUCGCCGACCUGCACUUUAGCGGGCCGCCGGGGUUCAUUGAAGAGCUCAAGAACGCCGCAGGCCGCAUGGGCAUGGCGUCACACAUCCAACGCUCGGCGUCGGCGUCGCUGUCGUCGUUUUUCGGGUCGCCGCGCAACGAGACGGCGGCCCGGCGCAUGCUGGCGACGGCCGCGAAGCUGUACGCCUGCGUCACGGCGGGCGCCCACGGACGCACGCUGGCGUGGGUGACGGGCCUGUUUGAGGCGGCACUCGUCUCGUGGGCGUACGUGCGCUUCACGCCCACGGCGGCGAGCGACCGCCGGCAGUGCGCCAUUUGCGCGAACCAGGUCGUCCACCUCGGCAGCGCCGACCCGGCGGACCAAGACAGGGUCGAGCGCUGGGUGCGCGGCAUCUCGAGCGACUGCCCGCGCUGCUCGGCCGAGCAAGCCGACUCGACGCACUGCUGCAGCGUCGUCUUUGACGGCCUCGGCCUCGUCGGCCGGGGCACCGGGUGGCACCCGGGGCCAGCGCCGCCGAGCCGCGUCUCGACGCAGCUCGUGCUGAUGCGCUUCGCCGAAGCCAUGCGCAAGCUCGACUGGGGUCUCGCGCGCAACUUUUGCGCCGUCCUCGCACGGCUGGCCGAGAGCCGGGUCGACGAGACGGCCGGCGCUCCUUCUUGUUGA
Messenger RNA from Pseudozyma flocculosa PF-1, 3684 nucleotides. RefSeq lists its product as uncharacterized. The transcript is spliced from 3 exons. Gene Ontology annotation, biological process: DNA-templated transcription; regulation of transcription by RNA polymerase II. The record is from RefSeq and is a predicted model, not a curated record. Gene Ontology annotation, molecular function: zinc ion binding; DNA-binding transcription factor activity, RNA polymerase II-specific; RNA polymerase II cis-regulatory region sequence-specific DNA binding. Bases 1 to 3684 code for a protein of 1227 amino acids. NCBI's taxonomy places the organism in Eukaryota, Fungi, Basidiomycota, Ustilaginomycetes, Ustilaginales, Ustilaginaceae. Gene Ontology annotation, cellular component: chromatin.